GUCCGAAAUUUCUGUCGCUUAAUUUCAUCAAAAUCAAUGUGGUUUUGUUUCAUCUAAUUUUGUUUCAUUAAUCCAAUGUAUAAUUGUGAUGAUGAUAAAUUGAAUAAAACUGAUCAAAUCGAUAUUCGAUCGAAUAUGAUAAGAUAUAAAACAACAGCUGUAUCCUCAUCUUCCUCAUCAACAACAAAAACAAUGAUGAAUGAUGAUGGCUCGAAUAAUGUGACUAGAUUUCAAGGAAUGAAUCACGAAAAUCCAUUCUAUCAUCAUAACCAUCAUUCAUAUAAUCAUCAUCAAUUGUAUCAAUGUUCACCACCUUCUUCUUCGCCAUGUUUUUAUCAUCCACCACCAACACCACAUCCUUAUGAUAAUAAUCAUCAACAGCAGCAGCAGCAACAACAACAAUUGAAUGAUGCCACUAGCCAAAACAUUAUUUCAUCUUCAUCUUCAUCAUCGGACCAUUUGAUCAAAGAUAAAAAAAAAUUAAUAUCUCAAUCUAUAAAACAUCAUCAUCAUCAUCAUCAUUAUAGAUCAUCAUCUAAUAGUCAUCAAAUAUGGUGGUCAUUAUUUUGUUGUCAUCCAAAUCAACAACGUUUUCUAUUAUUUCGUUUACCACGUCGUAUAAUUGCCAAAAUUUUUCAGUUCAUAUUUUUCAUGGUCUUAAUUGCCACUGUGAUCGUAAAUAUUUUAUUCAUCAUCGAUACAACGAAUCGUUUACGAAAUAAUCAGCAAACAAUUUUCAGCCAAAUUAAUCCCCUUUCUGAUGGCGCAUCCGAUUCUUCAGGCGGAAAUUAUCUUUCGCUUGAUGCAUCUAUUGAUUCGCAACGAACCAAUUAUAUGUCGUUUGAUCAAUCAAAUUAUAUAAAAUUUCAACAUGAUUCUGAUAUUGGUGAUUCAAUGACAUCUGUUCAGGCUAUCGAAGGCCGUCAUGUUUCACGGCAACUUAAAUUGGAAAUUUUAUCCAGUCAAUCUCGAGUCUAUGUUAUGGUUGAUGGAACUACUGUUCUUGAUGAUGCCGAUGAGACCAAAGGACGUGGAAUUCAUGUGCUUGUUUUACAUCAAUCUACCGGAUCAAUCAUGGCUCAACGAUUAUUUGAUACCUAUUCACCACAUGAAGAUGAAUCCAUGUCUUUGUUUCUCAACUUGAUAACCGAUGGACGAAUAAUUGUAUUUACUGUCAAAGAUGAAGGAACAUUUCAAAUGAAGCAAGCUGCUCGUGAUUUACUUAAACGAAUGGGAUCAAAACGAUCACAUCAGAUUGGAUGGCGUGAUAUGUGGUGUUUUGUUGUACGUAAAAACUCACAAGAUGUUAGCGAAUCUUCACCCGAAGUUUUUGGAGAAGCUUACGCUAAAUCUCCCGAUUUCAAUAGCUGGGCUGCACCAGUUCUGUUGCAAGCAACAGUACCAUUGGUACCAGUCGAACAAUCUGAAUGUAAACAAUGGUCUGAUAAUGAAGAAAAUCGGCGGCGACGAUCAUUUUGUUCGCGUAUUGAAGGAUAUGGUUCUGUAUGUAAUUGCAAUGAUCCUGCCAUGAUUGAUUUUUCUUCAUUAUCCCGAGUACCUCUAAAUGAAAAAAACGAAUAUGAACGCAUAUCGCGAGUGCCGGUAACGAUUGUAGCAUCAAAUCGUCCACAAUAUCUUUAUCGAAUGUUGCGCACCCUAUUAACUGCUCGUGGUUGUAAUCCAUCAAUGAUAACCGUUUUCAUUGACGGUUACUUCGAGGAACCAUUAGAAGUGACCAAAUUAUUUGGCCUUCGAGGAAUUCAACAUACCCCGAUCGGUAUUAAAAACGCUCGUAUUUCUCAACAUUAUAAGGCUAGCUUAACAGCGACAUUUAAUCUCUUCCCGGAUGCUGAAUAUGCCAUUAUUCUUGAAGAAGAUCUCGAUGUUUCGCCAGAUUUUUUUGGCUAUUUUGGACAAACAAUGCCAUUGUUGGAGCAGGAUUCAAGUUUAUAUUGUGUCUCAGCUUGGAAUGAUCAAGGUUAUGAGCAUACCAGUCAUGAUCCUAGCUUACUGUAUCGAGUGGAAACUAUGCCCGGUCUUGGAUGGAUACUGAGUCGCAAACUUUAUAAAGAAGAGCUUGAAACUCGAUGGCCGACACCUGAAAAACUAUGGGAUUGGGAUAUGUGGAUGCGAUUGCCUGACAUACGUCAUGACCGUGAAUGUAUUGUUCCGGAUGUUUCUCGUACAUAUCAUUUCGGUUCUUCUGGUAUUAAUAUGAAUUCAUAUUUCCAGGAUGUAUAUUUCAAAAAACAUGCCUUUAAUACUUUGCCAUAUGUUCGAAUGAGAGAUCUAAAUAGUUUGAAAAAAGAUAAUUAUGAACGAAUGAUCGAAAAAUUGAUUAAAGCUGCCCGUUUAGUCGAUCAUUCUAAAGAUCCUUGUGAAAACGAUUUUAUACCGUCAUCAAUGCCUUCUUCCGAUCCAUCUUCAGUGAUAAAUUUUUCUUGGAAUGAAACCAGUUCGUAUGAAAAUCCUGUUACUCAUCGAACCUACGUUAUUUAUAUAAGACAAACAAAUUCUCGAGAUUUUCAGACAUGGCUACAUGUUGCCAAAUGCUUUCGAAUUUGGGACCUGGAUGCCCGUGGCUAUCAUCAAUCAAUGUGGCGUUUCUUUUUGAAUCAGCAUCAUGUUCUUGUGAUUGGUGUGCCGCAUUCACCUUAUUCACAUCUGAAACCACCAAACAUUAUGCCUAUAGCAGUCAACGAUACAGAAAAUCAAAUUGUCAAUUAAUAAAAGACAAUUUGAAUCUGAUCCACCAUUCUCAACCGUCAAAUGUCAUCAAGUGUGAUAAUCCAGUACCCUUGAUUCCUUUUUCUUUCAUUUUAAUUUUGUUUUUUUUACUAAUUUCGUUCACUAAACGAAAUGAAGUCACCUUACAAUUAAAGUCAUGUUUUAUUUAAAUGUGAUAUUCAAC
This is a messenger RNA of Dermatophagoides pteronyssinus (European house dust mite), 2911 nucleotides long. Its product is annotated as protein O-linked-mannose beta-1,2-N-acetylglucosaminyltransferase 1-like. Gene Ontology annotation, molecular function: beta-1,3-galactosyl-O-glycosyl-glycoprotein beta-1,3-N-acetylglucosaminyltransferase activity. The record is from RefSeq and is a predicted model, not a curated record. Gene Ontology annotation, biological process: protein O-linked glycosylation via N-acetylgalactosamine. NCBI's taxonomy places the organism in Eukaryota, Metazoa, Arthropoda, Arachnida, Sarcoptiformes, Pyroglyphidae. Gene Ontology annotation, cellular component: Golgi membrane.